This is a messenger RNA of Coccinella septempunctata (seven-spotted ladybird), 1352 nucleotides long. RefSeq names its product G2/mitotic-specific cyclin-B1-like. The coding region runs from base 167 to 1141 and encodes 324 amino acids. Gene Ontology annotation, cellular component: cytoplasm; nucleus; cyclin-dependent protein kinase holoenzyme complex. Gene Ontology annotation, biological process: regulation of cyclin-dependent protein serine/threonine kinase activity; mitotic cell cycle phase transition. The record is from RefSeq and is a predicted model, not a curated record. NCBI's taxonomy places the organism in Eukaryota, Metazoa, Arthropoda, Insecta, Coleoptera, Coccinellidae. Gene Ontology annotation, molecular function: cyclin-dependent protein serine/threonine kinase regulator activity. The transcript has 2 exons.
GAAAAAGUACGGUUGAACGAAUACUCAACUGGACAUCACAAACAGUAAUGACUAUAUAACUCCUGAGUCAAGGUCGGAAUGUCCAACGAAUAGUGUAAAAAUAGAUCAUAUUCCGUUAGAUGAAGAUGUACCACAAAUAUCAAAGAAGUUGGAAAAACUGGAAAAUAUGAAGAUCGAAGAUUUGCCGAAAUUCACUCAAGAAGAAAGAAUUACCAUUUUUGCUCGUGAAUUCGAGAUGGAUAAUAAUUAUGAAAAUAUCUCAAAUAGCGGUAUUAGAAGAUCAACGCAAGAAAUAGAAUUAUUCAAACAACCACACUAUGAUAUGCUCUGCUACAGCGAUGAAUACGUAGAUGAUAAUUAUGUUUUCGAAAGGGAAAUGGAGCACAAAUAUUUCUUAAAAGAAGAUUUUUUGAAAGAUCAUUCUAUAACUCUAGAGCUGAGAGAAGGUACUUUGAAUUAUCUUCUUCACAUCUGUAAUUAUGUAGGAGUACCAGCCGAAAUCCUUCACCUUUCUGUGGCCAUAUUCGAUAGAUUUCUGCAGGAAAAACGUAACACACCUGUGCAGUUCCUGAAUUUAUUAGCGAUUGGCUCGCUCAGAAUCGCAUUGAAAGUCGAACAUCGGCAAAGUGAUUUACCCUUUACAAGUGAAUUAGGUCUUUUAACUGAUAGAGAAUACAGCAGUACUCAAAUACUCUCCAUAGAGAAGAAAAUAUGCAGCGUUUUAGAGUUCAAUGUGGUGUUUCCUUCUCCUGUUUCAUUUCUGCAUAGGUGCAAUCGUUUAGUGAGAAUGACGAUAUUAGAGCAUACCCUAGCGAUGUACCUAAUCGAAAUUUUCUUUUUAAAUUAUAGAACGUGUACGAUAAAGCCAUCACUUCAGGGGGCAGCAGCGUAUUGCUUAUCUAGGGCUUUACUGAAAAACGAAGAAGAUCUGGAUAAAAUCUGGACUGCUGAAAUGGAGUAUACUUCUUAUACUUUAUCAACAUUGAGGCCUGUUAUCCGUUUGUUGGUGCAUAGCCUUUUGAUUAUUGGAAAUGCAGGAACACGCUCAAUUUUGUAUAAGAAAUAUGCACAACCUGAAUAUUUUCUGAUCAGCACAUUCCAGCAAUUAAAAGAACCAGCUAUCCUCAGCCGAUUCAGAUAAUUAUAAGAUCAAUAAGGAGGGGUUUAUUCAAUAGUGAUAAUUUCCAAAGAAUAUUUUGAUCUCAUUGAGUAUUAUUUAAUAGGCAUUCUUCAUAGAGAUCUGACCUGAAUGCGGCUGUGACAUUUUUGUGAGCUUCAUCGUCUUCCUCUUUACAAUAUGUUAUUUUUGUUUUUAAAUAUAAAAAAUUUAUUAUGAAUAUUAUGCUAUUAUU